AUGACUUCAAUUCCAAUUCCACCACCAACCACAAGGAAGUUAACGAUUCAGACUGCCAACAAUAAAAAUAAUAUAAAAACAAAGUCAUCUCCUCCUCUUGCGAGUAGCAUCAAGUUGAUUGAUUAUACAGAAUUUGAAGAUGUAAUUACAUUGAACACUGAAUGCUAUGGUUUAAUUAAAGAAGCAUAUUGGAGAAAAGAAGAAAUAUACGUUCAUCUAAAAUUUAUAAAUGAUUUAGAACUGGAGGAUCAAUUGAGGAAAAUCGGCGACAAGAGUAACCAAAUUAUACAACAAUCUAGGCACCCAAAUAUUAUUCAAUUUUAUGGAGUUAGUCAAGUAUUGCAAAAGACUAAUAAUGGAAACUUGAGAGAAUACUUGAUCAAUAAUCAGGAAAAUUUAAAAUGGAUUGAUAAAUUAAGAUUGGCAACAGAUAUCGCAGCCGGAUUAAACUUUCUACACUAUCCUCAACAUAUAUUUAUAAAUAAUUCAAGAGCUCUUAUACACAAUCCAAAUCUUUUUUCAUUGGACGAUGAUAAUGACAUUAUAUCUACAACAACACCGUCAUUCAAGAAUUCGGUGCCGGGUGUAAUCCCAUACAUAGAUCCACAAAUGUUGGAUAUUUACAGUUUGGGAGUGAUUUUAUGGGAAAUAUCAACUAAUAAAAUACCUUUUAAUGAUUCAAAAAAUCAAGUAAUAUUAACAGUUUCAAUAAUGCUCAGAAACAAAAGAGAAGUACCUGCUGAAGGUGUGCCUGAAUGCUAUGUCGGUUUAUAUCAAAAUUGUUGGGAUGAUGACCCUAAAAAUAGACCAUAUAUAAAUUACGUUUAUGAUGAAUUAUCGAAAUUUCUGGGAGAUGAGUUGGAUAAAAGAUUUAUGGAAGAUGUUGUAGAUGAAAAAGAUGGGAAUAUAGAGAAUACUGAUGAUCUAACAAUAAUUCCGUCAUCUUCAUCUUCAUAUUCACAAUUAAAAUUAGAACACCCAGAAAUUAUUUUUAUGGAUCAUUCAAUAGAGCCUUCAAACUUACAAACUGAAUAUGAUCUAAAAUUAAAACCAAGGUUAAAUUAUAUUUAA
This is a messenger RNA of Entrophospora candida, 1071 nucleotides long. The record is from the annotation of a GenBank genome assembly. NCBI's taxonomy places the organism in Eukaryota, Fungi, Glomeromycota, Glomeromycetes, Entrophosporales, Entrophosporaceae.